This is a messenger RNA of Dalotia coriaria, 1949 nucleotides long. Its product is annotated as retinol dehydrogenase 12-like. NCBI's taxonomy places the organism in Eukaryota, Metazoa, Arthropoda, Insecta, Coleoptera, Staphylinidae. The coding region runs from base 840 to 1814 and encodes 324 amino acids. The transcript is spliced from 5 exons. The record is from RefSeq and is a predicted model, not a curated record.
UUGCGGCUUUUUACGUAGAACGUUUCAAACGGGAAGAAAUCACCUGGAAAAUUAUACUUGGAGGUUUAGAAAGUGAUGUUUGUUGUGAAUAAACAUUACCUCUUGGAUUUUUAAAUACGCAUCUAUCAAGCUCAACAUCCAUGAAUGCAGUUACUUCUUUAAUUCUGCCAUAAACUGCAGAUUCAUUUCUUAAAUCGAUUACUGUGUAGUUAUCAAUGAGUCCUCGCAAAACUGAUGAUAGUGUUUCGCGAAAAUAGUAUGUCUCGCGUUUAUCGCGAAGUGUAAUCGCCAUUAUUUGUUUAAACAAAUUUUUCUUAACUGAUUAUUAAGUUUUAGGUUAAGUUUAACAGUUAAAAAAACAGCAAAUAGCUAUCAAUUUUGGAUAGAGAUUUAUAAGAAAAAUAUUUUGGUAUAAAUUAGUAAUCUAUCAGUCUUAAUAAAGUAUCAACUUAUAUCUUUUAUUGUUUAAAGCACGAAAAUAUAAUUUAAAUAAAAUAUUCGGUCCACUGGUUGCCUAGAUUCGCAAUCGAAUAAAUGUGACAUUGAAUUAAUCGAUUUUUGAAUUUGUUGUAAUCUGCGGUGCGCUGAUAAAUAAUGUGCGCUAAAGUUACCUCCCGCGACUUAACUUAUUAAUUUUAAACAACUAUUUGUACUUAUUACGCUUCUUAAUUGCUAAAUUAUGAUAAUUUACUUAUAAAUAUAGCUUCACCGUUAUGUGGAGGUUAGAAUCUGAUUAAUCCUGGUUUCCGCACAAAAACUUGAACAAUUAAACGUGAAAUUAAAUGAAUUAACGGCUUAUAGCCAUUGAGUACCUCUGUCAAGAAUUUAUUGCAUCAGCAAUGUGGAAGUAUCUUGCUGGAACAAUUGCAAUUGGCACAGUUACUUAUGGAUUAAUGCGCUAUUUUGCUGGUGGUGUCUGUCAGUGUAGCACUCGACUGGAUGGACUUGUAAUUGUGAUAACUGGAGCAAACAGUGGCAUUGGAAAAGCCCUUGCAUAUGAAUUAGCUAAAAGAGGAGCAACAUUAAUCUUGGCCUGCAGAAACAUUGAAAAAGCAGUUGACACAAAACUAGAAAUUCAAGAUUUACUCAAUAAUCAGGCUGAGAUUCAUGUGAAGCACUUAGAUCUGAACUCAUUUGACAGCAUUAAAAGCUUUGCAGAUAAUAUUGAUAAGGAAUUUGAUGAGAUUUAUGCACUUGUUAACAAUGCUGGUGUAUUCUACCAUCCACAAGCUUUGACAAAGGAUGGUUUUGAUGUAACAUUCCAAACUAACUACUUAGGACCUUAUUACUUAAGUCACCAAUUACUCAGGACCCUCAAGAGGUCUGAUCAUGCAAGAAUAAUUAAUGUUGUGUCAGAUGCUCAUCGGCUAGUGAAUGUUUAUGACUUGAAUUGUUUAACAAACAAUCAAGGAGAGUUCCGGACACAUUUUAUUGCUUAUGGUGUGUCUAAACUUGCAUUGAUAUUAUUUUCCAGAGAAUUUCCUAGACGCAUUACAGAUACAAAUAUAAUUGUACACGCUGUAGAUCCAGGAAACGUUGAAACAGCAAUUUAUCGUUACUUUCCGCAGCUGAACAACCACUGGUUGUACAUAAUUCAGUGGCCAAUUCGAAGAAUUGUUGUUAAGCGACCGAAUCAAGGUGUGCAACCAAUCUUACACGCGUUGCUCACCUCGAAUCGUUCCACAGGACAAUAUAUCAAGGACUGCAAAGCUGUCCUGCCAAGUGCAAUCGCCUGCGACGAUCGAAUCGCUCGUAAAUAUUACAAAACCACGAAAGAGUUAAUCCGCAAGCAUCUCACCGAGUCAGAAUGUUGACGACGCUCCAGCUCAAUUGGCGCUCGCCGGAUGGAAGGUUCGAGAAGCAAAUUAUCAAGCGCGGAGUUGCCGGUACAAACAAACCCACAGAACGUGCAAAAUGCGCAUAUUUAAUUAACGACACAAAAAACAAAA